AUGUACUAUAUCGAUUCAGCCAUGCGUACUGACGCCUACAGAUGCCCCUACACGGUCGGCGCCAUUCUCCCACUAUUUCUGUUUGGACAGCCCGCAAAGGCCACCGUCACCGGAAUCUUUGAGCCAUUUACACUGUCAUGCGCCAUGUUGGUUUCCGUCGAGUCCCAAAGUGCGGAGCUCAAUGGCGACAAGACUCUGAAGCUCUUUGACCGCCGUUUUGCAGCGGAAUGCAGAGAACACGAAAAAGUUGAAGUCUGGGUUCCGGAGUGUGAGAACCAGUAUCAUCAAUUUGAUACGAAUGACAAUGGAGACAGCGAUGGCCAUGACUUGACCCCCGCCGAGUGUGAGGCGUAUCUCCAUCAUCGGAUGCAGCAGCUCUACAAGAUCGAAGUGGAGGCAUACCAUGCCCCAGAGGACAUCCAAGGAAAAUAUGUGCCCCAGUUUUUCGCCAGUGUGACACUACCUGUUCCUGCUUCAUCUAACGAAAUACCAUUCCGGGAGUGGGUCGAUAUCCCGGGGAUUCUGAUAGAGUAUAUCGAGGGUUUCUCUCUGAUAGACCUUGGUACAUGCGCCCCACCGGAGGUAUGGCAACGGGUUGGGGAUGAAGCAAUACGAAUUGUGCACGCGAUCAGCGACCGAGGAAUUCUGAACGAAGACGUCCAAUGGGGGAGCUUCAUCGUCAACCCCAACAAGAACUACGAGGUGCGCAUGACAGAUUUCGCCAAUUGCAAGUUCCGGCGGGAAUUUGGAGAUGACGAGGGCUGGAGAAAAUGGCAAGCUUACCGAGAUGAAGAUACCAUGGAGCGAAAGUUGCAGCAAGUCUCCCCCGGGUCAUUUACAUACCGCCGGUCGGAGCGCUACAAUCAGCUGAGCUAUGAUUUUAUGAGGGAAGAGUUGGGGUAG
This is a messenger RNA of Penicillium alfredii, 903 nucleotides long. RefSeq lists its product as uncharacterized. The record is from RefSeq and is a predicted model, not a curated record. The transcript has 2 exons. NCBI's taxonomy places the organism in Eukaryota, Fungi, Ascomycota, Eurotiomycetes, Eurotiales, Aspergillaceae. The coding region runs from base 1 to 903 and encodes 300 amino acids.